CCUCCUCCUCAAGUCUUACCCACUCCCCUCCUCCGCUUCCAACGCCGUGAGUGUGACCCCGCCGCCGCUGGACCGUUUUGAUUGGAUUGUUGGUUCUUGCGACGGCAUCAUCUGUAUCAGCCUCUGCUUCGCAGACACCUUUCUCCUAUGGAACCCUUCCAUCAGGACAUUUAUAGAAUCGCCUCGCCACCAUUGGAAGAAACACACCUAGAGGGUGAUGAUAUAGUGCAUUCAUUUGGGUUUGGUUACGAUCAUCUCACCGAAACUUACAAGGUGGUUGCAGUUUUUUUCGAGGAAAAUGAGCUAGAAUCUGAAAUUAUGGUUCAUACUGUGGGUACAGAUUAUUGGAGAAGGAUAGAGGAGGAGUUUCCUGGUUUACCAGAAGAUAACUCGGGAAAAUUCGUGAGUGGAACAAUUAACUGGAUAACAUUUGCGAAUGCUAUGUGGUAUGUUAUUGUUUCUUUUGAUUUGGGGAAGGAGUCCUGUCAUCAACUUUGUCUUCCUGCUGAACUUGAGGAUGGAUUCAUUUUAGGUGUGUUGAGAGAUUGCUUGUGUGUUUUUUCUGAAAAUGACAUGUUUUGUGAUAUUUGGGUCAUGAAGGAGCAUGGAAAUGAAGAGUCUUGGACUAAAUUGUUCAGCAUUUCUCAUGAUCUUGGCCGUAACCCGCCGCUUUAUAUAUCGGAGGAUGAUGAUGAAGUAUUAUUGCCUUCAUUCUCGAAUUUAGUUGUUUGUAACUAUGAAUAUAUAUGUGAUAUGGUGUUUAAGAUUUUUGAUAUUCAAAACAGCCGAGUUUGGAUGCUACCAAAGAUCCUCGACGAGCCAGAGGUCUACGCUGAGAGUUUGAUAUCACCUUGUCCUCUAUAUUAGGAUGUAGAUUUUAUGAUAUGCUGCUUGUGCAUGUGGUUCUUGAAGAAUCUAUCAGUUGCAAUGAUUAUUGUUAGUCUUGCACCUUGAGAAAUUGCUAUGGUUUGCUUGGUUUUCACUUUCUUCCGUUUAUGCAUUUUAACUUUAAUGUCAUUGUUCUGAUUAUUCACAAUUAGUGGUGCUUUUGGGCCUGCUGUUGCUCCGUCGUUUCUGAGUAAUUGGGGGUACCAAACCAUAUGAUUUGCAUGUCUUUCUUGCAUUGCACUAGUUAAAGCAUCACACUGAAAUUUGGAAAAUAAAUAAGCUAUUAUGCCAGAAUGUGGACUUAGGAA
This is a messenger RNA of Lotus japonicus, 1196 nucleotides long. Its product is annotated as F-box/kelch-repeat protein At3g06240-like. The record is from RefSeq and is a predicted model, not a curated record. NCBI's taxonomy places the organism in Eukaryota, Viridiplantae, Streptophyta, Magnoliopsida, Fabales, Fabaceae. The coding region runs from base 148 to 867 and encodes 239 amino acids. The transcript has a single exon.